Messenger RNA from Hippopotamus amphibius kiboko, 1458 nucleotides. Its product is annotated as NHP2-like protein 1. Gene Ontology annotation, cellular component: box C/D methylation guide snoRNP complex; nucleolus; precatalytic spliceosome. The record is from RefSeq and is a predicted model, not a curated record. The coding region runs from base 1 to 525 and encodes 174 amino acids. Gene Ontology annotation, biological process: mRNA splicing, via spliceosome; maturation of SSU-rRNA. The transcript has 3 exons. Gene Ontology annotation, molecular function: RNA binding. Lineage: Eukaryota; Metazoa; Chordata; Mammalia; Artiodactyla; Hippopotamidae.
AUGGGGAAGCGAGGCGCGGCCCAGGGCCACACAGUGGUGCACGGCGGAGCUGGCGUGUGUGAAGCCCAGGGUUCUGCAUUGGCGCUUUUCCGGCGCGUUAGCACUGUCCCUGGAAGGCAGCCUUCGGGGAGCCAUGACGGGGAGUGCAGAACCCGAGCUGUGGCCGAGGCUGAUGUGGAUCCAAAGGCCCACCCUCUUGCGGGUUCCCACCUCACCGAGCGGUCAUGUAGCUACAAGCCGCUUCGGAAAGAAGCCAGUGAGGCCACCAAAACCCUCAGCAGAGGCAUCUCUGAGUUCAUUGUGAUGGCUGCAGACGCUCAGCCCCUGGAGAUCAUCCUGCACCUCCCACUGCUGUGUGAGGACAAGAAUAUGCCCUAUGUGUUUGUGCGCUCCAGGCAGGCCCUGGGGCGAGCCUGCGGGGUCUCCGGGCCUGUCAUCGCCUGUUCUGUCACCAUCAAAGAAGGCUCACAACUGAAGCAGCAGAUCCAGUCCGUCCAGCAGUCCAUUGAAAGGCUAUUCGUCUAAACAGGUGGCGUCCGCCACACUCCCUGCUGACUCCUGCCCCAGGGUUAUGUAUCAUAUUGUCUGUUAGAAUCUAGUAUUUCCAGCCACCUUCUGUUGUUAUAAAAUAUUGUAGUGCUCAAUCUGGUUUUUGUAUUUUUGUAUUGUUUUUAUCUUGUUUUAUAGGUUGUCAUCCCCUCCCCAGCCUCUGCCGUAAUCUCCCCUUCCACUCUUACUCUGCCAUCUUAUCCUCCCUUUAGGAAAAUGAACUAAUGCCCAGAACAGGUGGAAGCAGAGUGGUUGACACCAUUCAAAGGCAGGGAAGAGCCAAGGUAGAGAUUAGGUUCCAGCUUUCAGGUGCAAACUUCCUACUGUGCAGGGCACGAUGGAAGUAGACACUAUCCCUUGUGCCUGGCCUACAGGAUCAUGUUUGAAUAAUCAAGGGGUUUCCUUUGCUCUCCAGGGCAUUAUGUAUCAUUUGGGGAGGAAGCAUGUAUUCUGUGAGGUUGUUGGGUGUAUGUCCCAAGGGUCAAUUGCUGUUGUACCCCUGCUGUUUGCUUUUGGUAAUAUGUUUCCCCCCAACUCCUACCUACACCCCUGAGGGUGACAGGGUAGCAGCAUACCAAAGAGAUAUGCUGCAGAAUUCCAGAACGCCUCAGUGAGUGAGACAUGGGACAGGUGACCUAGGUCUUGAAGGUGUGGCAAGAAUUUCUGGAAUGGAGGACUCUGGGCCAGUCAUGGAGAACUAACUGGAAGCUGCAGCAGAGAUGAUGGAAUCCAAGGAAACAUCCUUGCUUUGAUGAAUGGAGAUUUCUUCAGUGGACACUUGGUACCAGCUCUGAGAGCCCCCACCCCUGCCUGUUUUCCUGCCAUGAUGUGGGUCAGAUGUACGUAUUCUCUGUCACAUCAGAAGGACAGUGCUAAUGUGUCAUUCUUGUGAGCACCCUAAUAAAGAAC